AGCUUCUUUAAUUUGUGCUCUCAUGUGUUUCUUCUCAUCUUCUUCUACGCUUGAGCAUAGCUACAGAUUACACAAGCUGCAGCUGUACAACUCCCAUGACCAUAGUCAUGGACGUCCGGAGCUGCAUGAAGGCCACUCUUCUUGCGAUACUCAUCCUGUCCGUGGUAACUUGGCUGUCCCACUUGUACUCUUGCAUAAAGAAUUUCAUGGAGUCUCUCCCUUCUGUUGUCUCGGCUAUCAUCUCGCCGAAGUGCCUCUUCAUCUUCUCCAACAUCAUCGUUGUGUACCUUGUAAGUGAGUCGAAGCUCUCGCGUCGCAGAAGCAAGCUGAUGAAAACCGGCGAUGAAGCUGCCGCAAGAGACGAGGAUAUGCUACAGGAUAGUAGGAAGCAGCAUGCUGAUCACGGGCUGACAGAGGUGUUGCUUCCGACGAUCCUCGGGGAGAGCAAGCAUGAACAAGAAAACAAGAUGGCAAUGGUAGUAGACAAAGAAAAGGAUUGCUCUGUAGGAAAUGAAGAUGUGCAGAUGCUAACUGCAGUACCUGAAGAACGGGAAACCUCUGUAGGAAAUGAUGGUGUGAGGGUGAAUCAGUGUGAGGAGAAAGUUAAUCAGUUAGUUCUGCAUAACAUCCAUGAAGUGCAGGAAGAAGAGGAAGAAGGAGGAGACCUUGAGUUAGAGCUAGGAGAGGAGAUGAGUGGGGAUGUGCAACGACAGCGCGCAGUGGACGAGGAAAGUGAGGAGUGGGACCUGCCAACGGCCGACGAGCUUAACCGACGUGUGGAGGACUUCAUCGCGAGGUUCAAUAUGGAGAGGCAGCUAGAGGAGGCAAGGAUGCCCGUGUGCUGCUACUGAUCAUUUUCCGAGGACCUCAUCAUGUGUUACGGUGAUAGCUUUAGAACUUUCAUAUGUGCAGUAGAUGUUACAUAAAUGUAAAUAAGUGUUUGGAGUGAUGUGGCCAAUGUUUUUAAUGUGUUUUUUUUGUAUUUCUAGAGGUAAGAAGGUAGAUUAACCUCCUAUACUGCACGGAGGAACAUGGCAUGAGGACCACAGUUCGAGCCCUGGCUAGUCCAUCCCCCACUCUACCAGUUCUCUGUCCUUUUAUUUAUUUCAUAUAUGCCACUGCACCAAAACAGCUCAAUUUCGUCGGCCACAUUUAUUUUCGUCGGCCUAUGGCAAGCCGAUGAAAACCACUAAAUUAUUUCGUUGGCUUACCCAAGCCGAUGAAAUUAAACUUAUUUUCGUCGGCCUGGUCAAGGCUGAUAAAAAGAAGGUAAUAUUUUCAUCGGCUUAACCUAGGACGAUGAAAAUAAGUGUAAUUUCGUCGGCCUCAUUUGAGCCGAUGAAAAUACAGUUGCCCUAAGUAGCGAACUGGCUCCACGCAUGUUUUCUUUGUACGCGCCACUAAGCCCCCACGCGCCGCCGCCGCCGCCCCCGAUGCCACCCCCGCACCUAUUCUGACCGCCGUUUUCUUUGUACGCGCCGCCAACCCCGCGCGGCCUAUGGCGCUGCCACCCACACGCCCGAGCCGCCGCCGACGUGCUCCUCUUCGCCCUCCCAUGCUCGAGCUCAGUAGCUAGUUUGAGAAAAUGGAAGAUGAUCAAAGUUGGAUGCAUGAUGGUUGGAUAAGUAACGGAAUGCCUACGCGAGAGUGGAUGGUCAACACACAAGCUUUUGUGAAUCAUGUAUUUUUCUUGUCUUCUGGCGGUGGUUUGGCAAAAUAUCCAUGUAACAAGUGUUAGAAUUGUUCUCGUUAAGUCAAGAUUGAUAUGGAGCGUCACCUCUGUAAGUCUGGUUUGAUACCGAAUUAUGAGAGGUGGUACAAGCAUGGGAAGUCACGGGAGCAGGAGGCAUACAACCCAGUUGAUAGCUUUGAGGAAAAUGAAGAUAGGAUGGAUGCAAUGAUGGAUGAUUUUGUCGAACAUGUUGAGAAUGCUGCUGAGAUCCCGGAAUAUUUUGGUCUGCUUGCGUAAUCAAAAGAACCAUUACAUGGGGCCACUACUUUAUCACAGCUUGUUGCUGUGACACGGUUAAUAGCUAUUAAGUCGAAGUACAACUUUUCAGUAAGUUGUUACAAUGAUCUUGUUGACUUAAUAUUGGACAUGCUUCCCAAACCUCACAAGUUCCCGAAAGACUUUUACUACUCAAAGAAGCUGUUGGCUGGUUUAGGGAUACCGUAUCAGAAAAUCCAUGUAUGAGAGAAGAAUUGCAUGUUAUUUUGGAAGAAAAAUAAAAAUCUUAAGUACUGUUUGUUUUGUAAGAA
Panicum hallii is the source of this 2259-nucleotide messenger RNA. RefSeq lists its product as uncharacterized. The record is from RefSeq and is a predicted model, not a curated record. The transcript has 2 exons. The coding region runs from base 96 to 851 and encodes 251 amino acids. NCBI's taxonomy places the organism in Eukaryota, Viridiplantae, Streptophyta, Magnoliopsida, Poales, Poaceae.